GCGACCAUCUCUGUUGUUCAUUGUUCAAUAUUUUGAUCGUGCGUGCAUGGUGCUUGUUAUGGCUCAUAAAUUAUAUAUUUUGUAGUUUUAUACAACUAUAAACAAUUGUUACGUGUAAAAUAUUGAGAAAAGGACGUUUACUAUAGAUGUGUGAAGACGGAAUACCUGUCGGUAUUUAUACAUUUGUUGAGUGAAUACUAAUUACCAAAAUGUCUACAAGACGAGCAAGAGUCAAAGCUGUUAUUUCUUUACCGCCUCGAAGAAAGAAUAACGAGGCUGCAAACAAAGCCAACGAACUUGUUAAGGAAGCAGCUGAGAAACCGAUUAAAAGCCCUAGAACGCCACGCGGUUCUUUAAAAAGUCAAGAUAGCAUUGACAGGCAAUCGCCGAAGCCUGGAUCUCCAUUGAGGUCGCCGCGCUCUGGGAAUGUUUUGAGACAACAGGAACGAGUGCCAUCGCCUCUGGUUCAGGCUGAAGUAACAAAAGAAGCAGCUCUUACGCCAAAGAAGGCGGCAAAAGUAUCUGUGAUAACGAGUGUAAACAGUGCAAAAUCAAGUGUGUUUGUGUCGCCGAAGAGAGUAGCGAGCCCAUUUAGGAAGCUUACUCCUUCUCCUCUAGUCCAUACCUCAGUCAGUGUACAAAGAGUAACUCCUUUGACUCCUGAGAAAGUUGCUAGAAUAUAUAAACUUGAUGGGAGUAAAAUUGUGGAGAGUGAAACUAGCAGUAGAAGGAAAAGAGGUAGUAAGGAUGCAAGUACCUCUAAUGUUGCUUCUGAUGUUCCAGAUGACUACAAUGUCCCAAGCGUACCCGAAAGUAUUACCGAAGACACAGUUAUGGAUGGGAUUGUACCUCUCCAAUCACUCUCAAGUAGUGGUCCCAAACCCUUGGCCCUCUUGAAAAAUGAGAUUAUAUCGGAAAAUGUGGAAGUCUCUUUCGACCCUAUUGUGCCAUUGCCCUCACCGAGCAAAGUACGGCAGAAGCUUCGUCCAGUCCCCAGACUAGCGCCUUUGAGAAGAAAUAGUGUGCAGGGCAGUGCAUCAGAAUCGGAAGAUGAGAGUCGUCGAGCCUUACUAAGCAGUGGUGGUACGUCCACUCCGGCCCCACCAUCACGUCAGCGCGAGCGCAGUGAGACACACACGCCACAGCCAGUGCUACCUACACCCAACAAAGAAAUAAACCGCAUCAGACAAGAUUCAAUGUGCUCCUCAGUCAGCCAACUAACUACUGCCACACAGCCACCGACCGCCACUUCACCAACCAAAGAGAAACAAGUAUCCAAAACCCGUCGCCUGGAUAUGUCACGUCGCAUGGCAGCGAUGCGCCGGCGCCGCGAGGCAGUCAAGAAGGACACGCUUACUAUGUACGAUCUCAUCUUCUACAACCCCACCACCAACCCUAUUGUGCCAGACGACGAUGAAAUAGAAGCAAAGAAACUGAAUGAGAAAGAGGAAGCGGCUCGCAAUGCCAAGCAGGCCGAGGACAAGGAGGACGACGAACCAGAACAGGACGCUGCGCCCGUGCCACAGAUUAAACUGGGACCUAAUGGAGAGAUCAUGCUGGAUGAACAGAGUCUGGUAAUAAAACAAUCCCAGAAGCGCAAGGUAUCCCAGAACGUGGUCCACGAAGGUGCGUGGGCUACGGGCAGUAGUAGCGGGCGCUACCGGCGCACGCCGCGCACCGCGGACUGGAGCGACGCCGAGACUGUACGCUUCUACAGGGCACUCGCCGCCAUGGGGACCGACUUUAUGCUGAUGGAGAGGCUCUUUCCUGGACGAACGAGAAGGGAUUUGAAGCUUAAAUUCAAAAAAGAAGAACGUAUGAACAUGGCACAAGUGGACAAGGCGCUUCGUACUACAGUGAAAUGGGACGCCAGCCGCCUUGAAGACGAGUUCCAAGCAGAACGCAAGGAGGCCGAGAUACGUGCCGCCAGAGACAAAGCCGAGCUCAACAAACGUACUAAGGAGAACCAACAACGACGCCGUGAAGCACGCGACCUGAAGAUAAAGAUGAGUCACAGUACAAAAGCAUUGGAGUCCUCAAUAUUCCCGGAUACAUCAGUCACUCUCACGGCAGAUCAAGUUAUACUCCGCUAUCACGAGGCGAAAGAAAAAGCGAAGGAAACCAAAGGUAAGAGGGGGCGACCGAGAAUGGACAGCCCUUCAAAGCACGCAAUCUCUCAAGAAACUCCACGAGUCAACGUCACACCUUCACAACCACACUUGGAUAUGGCAACACUUACAAAAAUAGACCCUAAGUCUAUGGGCAAAACGCCCGACAAGCAACCAACUCCUUCACCGGUAGUGCCUUCAAAUAUAGAAAAUGGAUCCCUGGUCGUACUCACGGUCAAUGACCCUAAAUCUCCUGCUAAGAAAAUGUUACAAACGUACAUUGCGAGUGGUGGAGGCCGACUGACUCCGGUGGCUUUACCGAAUUCGUUACUCAACUCUGUAGUGACCUUUAUGAAGAAGGGAGGGACUCCUAAAAGUAUGUCAGCGGCUUCCUCUCCUCACUUGACCUCUCCCAGCAGUGUCACAAGUCAGGACAGUCGGCCCUCCUCCACUCCAGGAGUCAUUGUGAACGCCAGUCCGGCAAAACGACAACGACAUAGUUCAUACACUAUAACGCAGCUUUAAGAUAUGUGUACGGUACCUGAUGAUAGAAUUAUUAUUAUUAACGUGGGCACUUGGAAUAAGUAUCUCGAAUCUCAUAACAAAUAAUGAAGAACUGUCUUGAAUGUUGCAAGGGCUUCCCCUUGCAAGUACCUUCGUACUUGCAAUAGUGCAGUGCAAACUUAAUGCAAGGGAUAUUCUCAUUAACGUAUUUUUCAGUAAAUGUUGCCACUAAAAUAUGAAUUUAAAAAGCAUAUAUAUGGUCGAAUUGAGAACCUCCUCCUUUUUUUAAGUCGGUUAAAAAUGCGACAAUCUAAAUCUGCCGACAGAUAGCUUAUUGAGAAUGGAUCAUCUAUCAUCUUCCAACUUCAAUACAAGAUAGAAACAACGUCACAUAAAAAUAUGUCCUUUACUGCUCAUGUUACGGCCAGUUGCAGUAUUCUAUGUAUCAAGAUUCGUGUAAAAAUAUACUUGUAGUUACCAAAUCUUCUAGAUAGAUAUUAAUACUGGUCGUUAGUCAAUAUCAUCUGGUACUGUAACUUACAAACCAUAUUUUAAUAUUAUUAUUAUUACAUACAUACCUAUAUUUUAAUGCAAGCGAAUUGUUGUAAACGCCAAAAGCAAUAAAUAAUGUCCUAGAAAUAUUGAAAUAAGCUAUUAUAGUAUUUUCCAUAGCCUGUACUUAUUGCCUUCCGCGCUUAACGCUGAUUCGUAUCACAAAUGUAAUUAGAAUUAGUAUUAAAAAAAAGACAAGAGGUUGAAAUUUAAAAUACGGGACAAAGAAUAAGAAUGGCAAUGGCUACGAUCACUAUUAUCAGCUUCUUGAACGAAUUACUAAUCAAUCUUUUACAAGAAGGCCUCUUUUCCAUUACACGGUUGUUGUAAGCCGUACGGUUGAAAAAACGUGCUAGCUUGUACAUGAUACGGCAAAAUCACCGCGCGAGACAUUGGUAAGUACUGGCUAGUAGCGCUUUUUACUCGGGCUGUGUAGGACGUGCUGCGUCAUGAAUUUUCUUACGAAAAAAAAGAUUAUAGUUGCUUAUUACAUAUAUAGGAAAAAGAAAAUAGAAAAAAAAAGGGAAGUAAGGUUUUGGAAACAUCCGAUUUUAGAAAAAAGGGAGGAAUAUGGCGCGUUUCAUACACUUGUCAAGAAUCAAUUGAGAGAAGAUGAAGACAAGUUUUACAAUUAUUUUAGAAUGCAGAAAACUACAUUCGACAACUUGCUCCAAAAAUUAUCCCAGGAACUAAAACAUCAAGAUACUUUUAUGCGAGAGACUAUAUCGCCCGCAGCCGCAGAAAGAUUGGCUGUAACUCAGGUAAGUAGGUACAAAAUUAAAUGACAUAUUUUAGUUUAAAAUUAUUUAUUGCACACAAACAAGAUUAUUACAUGUAAUUGAAUUUUAAUAAUUAUUAAUUUAAGAACAAGUAAAUCAAAAAAUACACUACGCUGAAAAUGCUACUCAAGUGCGGUACUAAAAUCGAAUUCGUCUUCAAUAGAAACUUGAGAAUCUGCCGAGAUACUUUCCGCAUUUACACUAUGUACAGAUAAUUGUGAUUCGGGUCGGUAGUGGAUUGGCUCUAAACCUGAACCGUGUCCAAAAUCAUGAGAAGACGUCUGUGGACGACUUAUUCCAUAGCCCGAUCUAGCAGCUGUAGAAUAUCCAUAUGUUGACGAUUGCGUAUUUGAGGAUGCUGUACCACUUAAAUAUCCUUGAUGGCCUUGAUGCCAUUGGUUUCUUGAUGUAGGUAUACAUUUUUUUAACUCAACAUUUUUUUUAGGAACAUCAUUUCAUCAUAGAACAUAUAUUUUCUUAUUUUUUUUGCUGAAGAACCAGACUUACAUUCAUUAAUUUUUUUGUCAUAUUUUAUCCAGCUAUCUUUCAUAUUGGUCCACUUCUUCAUCACCAUUUGCCCUGAAAAAAAAAAAUAAUAAUUAUUAAAUUCAAAAUUUAUAAAAACCCCCGACCUAAACUGAAUCGACCCCGACCUAAAAUGGGGUUUUAGUAUUUGAACCUGAACCGUUUUGUUUUAUAUUUCAGGUAUCUAGCAACAGGAGACCUUUACUGACCUAUACUACAGCUAUAGAAUUGGAAUAAAAACCAUAAGUUGCAUCGUACGUGAAGUAUGCCACUACAUUUGGUUAGAACUGUAUAAAGAAUAUAUGAAAAUGCCAUCUAAAGAAGACUGGCUACACAUUGCAAGCAAAUUUCAAGAAUCUUCCAACUUCCCGCUGUGCUUAGGAGCGGUCGAUGGAAAACACAUCAGACUUAUUAAGCCAAUUGAUAGUGACUCGAUGUUUUUAAAUUACAAACAUUUUUUUUCUAUAGUUUUGAUGGCAGUAGUAGAUAGCGAUUACAACUUUAUAUUUGUUGACGUUGGCGCCUACGGAAAGGAGUGUGAUUCCAGUGUGUUUAAAGAGACCCCAUUUUGGAAAAAAUUAACAAACAACGGAUUAAAUCUACCCGAUGCAACACGUUUGCCUGGAAUUGACUACGAUUUGCCAUAUGUGUUCGUUGCGGACGAAGCCUUUGCUUUGCAUUAUCACUUGCUUCGUCCAUUUGGUGGUCAUCAGCUUGAUCAAUUAAAACGUACAUUUAACUACAGACUCACCAGAGCGCGAAGAUUUGUUGAAUGUGCGUUUGGCAUUUUAUCCAAUAAAUGGCGAAUUUUUCACCGGCCAAUGAAUGUGUCCAUCGAUUUGGCAGUUCAUAUUGUGAAAACAUGUUGUGUUUUGCAAAAUUUUAUACAUAAGCAGGAAAACUUUCAGUUUCACAAUGCGAGUGAAAAUGAGUCCACCCUUGAUUCAGAAUCGGAACUAAUCCAGUUACCUAUCACGAAUGCAGUUCGCGGAAGUUUGGCGGCUAAUGAAGUUCGCAACAGAUUUGCACAAUAUUUUGUAUCUAACGAAAGUCGCCUCUCCUAUCAAAACAACUAUGCAUAAGUAAAAAGUUAAUAAUUAAAUAUCUGUAACUUACCAAACUUGUUUUUCUCAUCACCACUUAAAUCUUCAAAUGUGGGCUGGAAAUGAAUAAAUAUUUCUUUCCAGGAAUCAUAUUUAAGCCGCUUAUUUUUAUAAUCGUCGAUGGUCUUAUCCCAUAUUACAGGCCUUUCUUGAAUCAACGUAAUUAAUAAUUCUUGAUUUAUGUUCAUUUUAUAAUAAAAUCGCGAAACAGCGUAUAUAAGCGGCCACGAAUCCGUGCGUAUGUACGUCCGGCACCGUCGACACACCCCGAUAGACUGCCAUACAACACUGGUGAAAAUCACGCCGUGCGUAGACGCGGCGCGCCGAGGGGCAGUCACGGCGCACGCCGCCGCGGCGCCGUGCCUUGGCGCCACCGUGCAUGUCGACAAGCUCAUAUAGUGAUCCAUACCACACUGACGACCGUGCCUACACGCGGCGAAUUAACCGUAGAUUUUCACGGCGAGAAACCGUGUAAUGGAAAAGAGGCCGAAGUCUUUAAGUUUGUCCCGUCUUUUAAAUUCCAGACUUUACCUAUAUUUACAAAGUUCACCUCUGACGUUGAUCAAUAUAUUUUCACAGACUUUUUAACAUCAACUAUCGUCUAUAACUAUUAUCGAUAGAAAAUUUUCGAUUAUCAAUAGAUUAGAUAGACGAUAUUUUCUAUCAAAAGACCGAUUUUUAAAUUGCUCGCAAGACGUCUAAUGUUGUAUAUUAAUCAGAGCCAUGAGAAAUAGGGUAGCAUGAGUUUUAUUAAAAUAAUAAUAUUAAUAAUUGAAUGUGAAUUAGCUAUAGUUUUAAAACAAGUCAACAAUUUGCUAGGUAUAGUUCGUUCUCCUUUUUACGAAACCUAGAGGUACCUAGUUUUAUCCCAUCGAUAGGUAAUGAAUUAAUAAGUAAUUGUUUCUUAUUUGUAUAAUAUAAGUUGACAUUUAAGUUAACAAAAGUGGCUGCGGUUUACCAAGUAGCACUAAUAUGGAGUGAGACAUCACCUAUUGUUUUUAUUUAUUUAUUUACACUUUUUGUACAAUACAAUGGCGGACUUAAUGCCUAGUGGCAUUCUCUAAGUCAACCUUAUCCAAUUAGUGUAGCUAACAAAAUUGAAUGUCCAACGGUUUAAUAUUAGUUUAUUCUCUACUGUACCCAAUGCUUCAUUAACACCAUGUAGUGAGCAUAAAAUGAAAACCCUCAUUAGAAAAUUUUGUCGCGUGUUAAUUAUGUUAUUAGUGCGUUGUAAAUAUCGCCGAGUUCGAAUCUGCUAUUAUUGGUACCAGCUAAGUUUUGUAGAACCUUUAUACAAGACAAUAGCAACUAGGUUUUUGAAAAACGGAAAACAAAUCUCUCUAUGUAUUUUAAAUAAGUUAAUUGUAUAUUUAGAAGUUAUAGAAUUAAGGGUCUUAAUUUAUUUUUCCUGUUAAAUGUAUUGUACGUACUUUUUAUUUGGUUGGUACAUUCCUCUGAUUCCCUUCUUCAAGCUUUUGCAUUUGAACUGAAGAUGGCACUGCAAAUACUUAGUACUUACAUUACAUAUCGACUUGAUUUAAAUUUUAAUGAGUGUGAACCUUAACAAUAUCGGUAGUUGGUUCCAUUUACUUCAACCGGAGUACCCGAACUCCAUGCCUUGACAUAGGAACUUUCCUAAGCACUCGCAUCCCGAAAGCACUCACCCGCUGCCUAUUAACGGUCCAUUAGCCAGCUCCAAACUCUAAGUUUUAAAUAUUGUACUUAAAAACAAAACUAAGUGCUAUCUUCAGUUCUUUUCUCUAUCUUUCUCUCUUUAAUAGUAGUGUUAAAUAAAAAGUUCAAAAUAUAAAAGAGAUUACUUAUACUUUGUAUACACUGUAGAGUUGAAUUGUAGAAGUAAAAUGUAAUGUGAUACAUUUCAAUAUUUUAAUUGAACUUGUUAUCCGAUCUCAGAUGUUUUUAUACAAAAUAUAACACAUAUUUUGACUGUAAUUAAUAUACACCAAUAAAAUCAACUAACUAAUACUAGUACUAGUGUGACCUACUUGUUAAUCCUUAUAUUGAAAUUGUUAAGAGUCUAGUUUAGUAUCUAGUUAUUUUAUUAUACCAAAUAAAAUAAUGAGU
Spodoptera litura is the source of this 7656-nucleotide messenger RNA. RefSeq names its product transcription factor TFIIIB component B'' homolog Bdp1 (gene Bdp1). Gene Ontology annotation, cellular component: transcription factor TFIIIB complex. NCBI's taxonomy places the organism in Eukaryota, Metazoa, Arthropoda, Insecta, Lepidoptera, Noctuidae. Gene Ontology annotation, molecular function: TFIIIC-class transcription factor complex binding. The record is from RefSeq and is a predicted model, not a curated record. Gene Ontology annotation, biological process: RNA polymerase III preinitiation complex assembly.